CUAAGGUGAAACCUAGGUCGUGAACCUAGUCCUAGUAUAAGUCAGGAAAAUUUUGUAAAGGGUCUUGUAGUUGUGGAUUAUCAAGAAAUCUCCUUUAUGAUUCCUCAUCAUGAUUGGAAUCCAAAUGGGAUCAUUUUGUUGAGAUAUAUUGAUAAAAUCAUCAUCAUCCCUUCUCUAUUCCCUCAAAUGCGCGGUAAAUGCCAUAGAAACUCUCGUGUUUUUGUGCUGAGACAUAACCUAUAAUUCCAAUAAUCAGGAAAGAGUGGCCUUCGACCUUCGGAGAUGGCCCUGGGCACCCGUUCAUCGCGUCGCCACAACGAUCUGGACAGACUGACAAUCCAAAAGCAAUGGAACCUGGGUAUCACCUCAGAGGUAGAUCUCCCCGAGGACUUUGACCCCUCAACAGCAUCUCCCCUGGACGAGCGUUUCAACACCGAGGUAAAACCCGACCUGGGGGAGAUGCUCCGGCAAUUCGACAUCUCCUACUUCCAGGGUAAAAUAAAGGGAUACAGAAUCGAGUGGAAUGCUAGCCUGAUAACAGCCUACGGUCGUACAAAUUUCUCCCAAAAUAAAAUAUCAAUCUCCAAAUUUCGACAUCAGGGGCAGAGGCGAUCGGUCCUAGUUAAAUCAAUUCUCCACCAGGCGAUCCACGCUUACCUGGACAAGCUGGGACUCAACAGGAGGGAAAAUGCAGCUCACGGAAAGGACUUCAAGAUUGAGAAGUCGAGGAUAUCGAAAGCAUUGGGAGAAGAUAUAGCAUCGAGGGAUGAUGUCAACUGGACACAGGCGGAGGAAUUUAUAUCUGCACACCAGUGCACCAAAUGCAAGAAGAUCCUCUACAGGAGAAAAGGACAGGAUCCUAAUAAAGUGAAACCUUACACAAGGGUUUAUCACGACUGUCCUGGCAGCUUCCGUCCCAUCAAGAUGAUGGAGACGUACAGGGCAAAAGAAUGAGGGGACAUCUUUCUGAAUGAGAAAGUCCUAAAUCUGAUGGAAAAUUGAUUGAUUGGUCAUAAAGAUUAACUCCCUCAAAGAAGAAUCGCUGUUAGAAAUCCUUUGAAAUUUCAUUCAGUGUCAUCUAAAUUCUCAAUUAUUCAAGUUGAAUAAUUCUUGAUGAUGAUUCAUCAUCGAUUUUGUAAAAUAUGUUACAAAAAAUUGUCAUUCAAAAUCCCGUGGAUUGAUUGAAUAAAUUGAGGAGAUUUAUCACGUUCACGGCGAUUUAUCGUCUUUUUCUCAAUCAGUUGGAAACGAUUUAAAAAAUUUACUCGUAUCAGUUAUCAAAAUGGAAAUUCCUGGGUGUUACAGGACAUUAUAUACAUAUUGUUAUAUAUAAAUAUAUAUAUUUAUACAUGUUUUAUCAUGAAGGAUCAUAAAAUGAUGGAAAAACCCGUCAAAUAGUGCGAUUGCGACAAUUCUACACCCAAAAAAAUAUUUGAAAGGUCAUGACUUUAUUGGGGAUGAAGAUGCGGGGAUGAAACAAGAGCCAUUGGAAAGCUAAUUAGAAAAUGGCUAAUUAAAAAUGGUAUAACAAGUACCAUUAUUCACCAGUAAAAUGGUUGGCUUUGAGAGCUAAAAGUGUCAACUGCCUAAAAAUCAGAAAGAUGAAAGAGUAAUACUAGACAUUUACUGAUAAAAAAAAUUACCUGAUGACUUCUAAAUCAAAAGUGGCAGUUGUAACUUCGACUUCCCGCAAUGAGAACUGCUUGGCCCGCGCUAGCAUGGCCCCGU
Fopius arisanus is the source of this 1728-nucleotide messenger RNA. Its product is annotated as sprT-like domain-containing protein Spartan. The transcript is spliced from 2 exons. Bases 283 to 954 code for a protein of 223 amino acids. NCBI's taxonomy places the organism in Eukaryota, Metazoa, Arthropoda, Insecta, Hymenoptera, Braconidae. The record is from RefSeq and is a predicted model, not a curated record. Gene Ontology annotation, molecular function: single-stranded DNA binding; metalloendopeptidase activity; polyubiquitin modification-dependent protein binding. Gene Ontology annotation, biological process: DNA damage response. Gene Ontology annotation, cellular component: nucleus.